AUAUUUAAACACUCUGUAGAAUAUAUAAGAAUUAGAAUUGGAAAAUAUUGUUUCAUUUCAGGGUUAGGGUUUCACUGUAACUGUGCAAAAUGGGAGAACGAAAGCGACUCCCUCUGGGGAUCUUUGCGGUGCUCCUCUUGAUUUCUACCUCUUCAUUCCAGCUUCUCUACGCUUCCGAUGAUGCCGAUGACGCGAUCUUCUACGAGUCAUUUGACGAGACUUUUGAAGGCCGUUGGAUUGUGUCUCAGAAAGAUGACUACAAUGGUAUUUGGAAACAUGCUAAGAGUGAGGGGCAUGAUGAUUAUGGGCUUCUUGUCAGUGAGAAAGCAAGGAAGUAUGCUAUAGUUAAAGAACUUGAUGAGAACGUGAAUCUCAAGGCUGAAACAGUUGUUCUUCAGUUUGAAACUCGCCUUCAGAAUGGCCUUGAAUGUGGUGGUGCAUAUAUAAAAUAUCUUCGUCCACAGGAGGCUGGAUGGAAACCCAAGGAAUUUGACAAUGAAUCUCCAUAUUCUAUCAUGUUUGGUCCUGAUAAGUGUGGUGCAACGAACAAAGUACACUUCAUUUUCAAGCACAAGAAUCCCAAGAGUGGGGAGUAUGUUGAACACCAUCUCAAGUAUCCCCCUUCUGUUCCAUCUGACAAACUAUCUCAUGUGUACACUGCCAUUUUAAAGCCUGACAAUGAGUUGGAAAUUUUGAUUGAUGGGGAACAGAAGAAAAAGGGGAAUUUCUUAUCUGCCGAGGAUUUUGAGCCUCCUCUUAUCCCUCCCAAGACAAUCCCAGAUCCUGAUGAUAAGAAACCUGAAGACUGGGAUGAGAGAGAGAAAAUUCCAGACCCAAGUGCAGUAAAGCCAGAUGACUGGGAUGAGGAUGCACCCUUAGAAAUUGUUGAUGAAGAAGCUGAGAAACCUGAAGGAUGGUUAGAUGAUGAACCUGAGGAGAUAGAUGAUCCAGAGGCAACCAAACCAGAAGAUUGGGACGAUGAAGAAGAUGGUGAAUGGGAAGCCCCAAAGAUUGAUAACCCAAAAUGUGAAGCAGCCCCUGGAUGUGGGGAGUGGAAGAGGCCAAUGAAGAGGAAUCCGGCUUAUAAAGGAAAGUGGCAUGCACCACUUAUUGAAAAUCCUGCUUAUAAGGGUAUCUGGAAGCCUCGGGAUAUUCCAAACCCUGACUACUUCGAACUUGAAAAACCUGAUUUUGAACCUAUUGCUGCUAUUGGUAUUGAGAUUUGGACAAUGCAAGAUGGCAUAUUGUUUGACAAUAUCUUGAUAGCUAAAGAUGACAGAAUUGCUGCGUCAUAUCGGGAGACUACAUGGAAGCCCAAGUUUACCAUUGAGAAGGAAAAGCAGAAGGAAGAAGAUUUAGAUGCAGGAUCAAGUGGUCUUGCUGGCUUCCAGAAGAAGAUAUUUGACUUGUUAUACAAGAUCGCAGACAUUCCCUUCCUGAGUGCCUACAAGCUUAAAAUUUACGAUCUAAUUGAGAAGGGUGAAAAGCAGCCAAAUCUCACUGUUGGAAUUCUUGUAGCCGUUGUGGUUAUCUUCUUGACUAUUUUCUUCAGGCUCUUAUUUGGUGGGAAGAAGCCCGCAAGGGUGGAGAAGACAAACGUUGAACCCGCAGAAACUGUCACUAACCAAAGCAGUGUUGAGAAUGAAGAAAAAGAGGAAUCAUCUGCCGCUGCCCCUCCACGUCGGAGGACAACAAGGCGAGAUAAUUGAAAUGAUUGAAACUUGCAGGGGCGGCCGAUAAAGAACAUUACCGCACAUAAAUUUUGAGCAUAGUUGGACAUUAGGCCAAUUUCAGUAGUAGCACUUGGUUGUUAUUUUUCUCCUUCGCCUUUUUAGAAAGAUGGUGGUAUGCACGAGUGUAAAUCAGAUAUUUUGCGUCCUGCUGGUGGUGGCUUUGGAAACUCGAGUAUUUUAAGCUAAAUGAGGUUGUACGAUUAUUUUUCCUGGUUUUUUUUUUCCAGUAGUGUAGCACAGAAAUCAAUUCACCUAAGCUAUAUUCUCGUCGUUAAACUAAAUCCCGAUUGAAUCAUGAGUUAUAUGCGUGAUUCUACAUAAAGAAUAGGUGGGCAACCUACAGCAGUCAGUCAAGUCAGUCCAUACUUCACUAUUAAUUAACUUUUGAAAAUGUUAUGUAUGACUAGAUUUACUUUCAACUGUGCACGUCAAUCAUUUAUAAGUGGUGCGAAGUUUAUUUUGAGAGUAGAACAUUUACCUUAAAACAUGUUUACAUCUUUUGAAUAUUUAUAAAUGUUAAAUUUUAUUAUAGAAAGAGUAUUAUUACAU
Molecule: messenger RNA, 2282 nt
Organism: Abrus precatorius (Indian licorice)
Lineage: Eukaryota; Viridiplantae; Streptophyta; Magnoliopsida; Fabales; Fabaceae
Product: calnexin homolog
Exons: 6
Coding region: 90-1709 (539 amino acids)
Biological process (GO): protein folding
Cellular component (GO): endoplasmic reticulum; endoplasmic reticulum membrane
Molecular function (GO): calcium ion binding
Source: RefSeq, a predicted model, not a curated record